Alosa sapidissima (American shad) is the source of this 4049-nucleotide messenger RNA. It is a transcript of the gene lrrc8ab, whose product is annotated as leucine rich repeat containing 8 VRAC subunit Ab. Gene Ontology annotation, molecular function: protein binding. The transcript has 3 exons. NCBI's taxonomy places the organism in Eukaryota, Metazoa, Chordata, Actinopteri, Clupeiformes, Clupeidae. Bases 248 to 2635 code for a protein of 795 amino acids. The record is from RefSeq and is a predicted model, not a curated record.
UUAGUCAUGGUCACUACACGCAUGACUACACAGACUACACUAGAGAUUUUUUAAUGCAUCAAAGGCAGCUGUAAACAUGUUUAGAAGAACAAACUAUAAUCAUAUUAUAAUAUACAACAACGGUCAACCGGAGGAUUCUGGUCCUAUAGAAAUGGGUCUCCAUUAUCUCCUGGGCAAAUAGCAAAGUCGGACCACUUACAAUAAACGUGAUCAGCUGGUCUGACUGUGAAAGACACAAGGGUAAAUCAUGAUACCCAUUACGGAGCUGCGUUAUUUUGUGGAUACCCAACCUGCAUACCGCAUCCUGAAACCAUGGUGGGAUGUUUUCACGGAUUACCUUUCUGUGGUGAUGUUGAUGAUAGCUGUGUUUGGAGGAACACUGCAGGUCACUCAAGACAAAAUGAUUUGCUUGCCUUGCAAAUGGGUGGUAAACAAGACUUGCAGGAAGUAUUUUAACUCCACCCUCUCCGCAGCUCAACUCUUAGAACCUAAAGGUAUCCAGUACAACCUUGACCGUCACCAGUACAACUACGUGGAUGCUGUCUGUUAUGAGAAUAAACUCCACUGGUUUGCCAAGUAUUUCCCAUACCUAGUGCUACUGCAUACCCUAAUUUUUUUGGCAUGUAGCAACUUCUGGUUUAAGUUCCCUUGGACAAGCUCUAAACUCGAGCAUUUUGUAUCCAUUUUGCUGAAAUGUUUUGACUCCCCUUGGACAACACGAGCGCUUUCAGAGACAGUGGUUGAGGAGAGCGACCCUAAAGCACUAGGAAAAAUGAACGGGUCAUUGGACAAGAAAGCGUCGUGUCUCAGUGAUGAUGUUGAGGCCACGGUUUCCAUGAUUCCCCCCAUGUACCGUAUUGAACAAGGCAUUGUGGACCACUCCGAUUCUGGUGUCCUGGACAAAAAAGAGGGCGAACAGGCCAAAGCUCUAUUUGAAAAGGUUAAAAAAUUUCGCAUACAUGUAGAAGAAGGGGACAUAGUGUACAGACUGUAUAUUCGGCAGACCACCAUAAAAGUAAUUAAGUUCAUAGUGAUUAUCUGCUACACAGGCUUUUAUGUACAUAACAUUCAGUUCCAUGUUGAUUGCAGUGUGGAUAUUGAGAAUCUCACUGGCUAUCAAAUGUACCAUUGUACGCACCCCCUUGCAACCCUCUUCAAAAUUCUUGCUUGCUUUUAUAUAAGUCUUGUAGUUGUUUAUGGGGUUAUCUGCAUGUACACUUUGGGUUGGAUGCUCCGUCGUUCUCUCAAAAAGUACUCUUUUGAGUCCAUUAGAGAAGAAAGUAGCUAUAGUGAUAUACCUGAUGUCAAAAAUGACUUUGCUUUCAUGCUUCAUAUGAUAGACCAGUAUGACCCCCUUUACUCUAAGCGGUUUGCGGUUUUCCUGUCUGAGGUGAGCGAAAAUAAACUGAGGCAGCUUAAUCUUAACAAUGAGUGGACACUGGACAAACUUAGGCAGCGAAUCACUAAAAACUCUCAGGAAAAGCUUGAGCUCCAUCUCUUUAUGCUGGGUGGUAUCCCAGAUACUGUAUUUGAUCUGGUUGAGCUUGAGGUCUUAAAACUUGAGUUGAUACCGGAUGUUACCAUACCGCCAAUUAUUGCCCAACUCACUAACCUGAGGGAGAUGUGGCUUUAUCACACACCCGCGAGAAUAGAGGCACCUGCUCUAGCGUUUCUGCGUGAGAAUCUAAAAGCCCUACACAUAAAAUUCACCGAUAUCAAGGAAAUCCCACUGUGGAUCUAUAGUCUAAAGAAUCUUAGUGAGUUGCACCUCACAGGCAAUCUUAGUUCAGACAACAAUCGAUACAUAGUUAUUGACGGGUUACGGGAAUUAAAGAGACUGAAGGUUUUGCGACUGAAAAGCAACCUCACAAAGUUGCCACAGGUUGUUACAGAUGUUGGGGUGCACCUGCAGAAACUGUCAGUGAAUAACGAAGGCACAAAACUGAUGGUACUGAACAGCCUGAAGAAAAUGGUGAACCUAUCAGAAUUGGAGCUUGUACGGUGUGACUUGGAGCGCAUUCCUCACUCAAUAUUCAGCCUCCACAAUCUUCAAGAGAUUGACUUGAAGGACAACAACUUGAAAACCAUUGAGGAAAUCAUAAGCUUCCAGCACCUCCAUCGACUUGUUUGCCUCAAACUCUGGUACAACCAGAUUGCCUACAUUCCUAUCCAGAUAGGCACCCUGACAAAUUUGGAGAGACUCUACCUGAAUCGAAAUAAAAUUGAGAAAAUACCAAGCCAACUCUUCUUCUGCCGCAAAUUGCGGUUUAUUGACUUGAGUCACAACAACCUUACUUCUAUACCAGCUGACAUUGGGUUCUUACAAAAUCUACAGUACUUUGCUGUGACAUCAAACAGGAUUGAAAUUCUCCCCCCUGAGCUGUUCCAGUGCAAAAAGCUGCGUGCACUAAACCUAGGGAAUAACUACUUGCAAGUUUUACCAUCUCGCUUCGGUGAACUCACAAGCCUCCAGCAGCUGGAGCUCCGAGGCAAUCGAUUGGAAGGUCUACCUGUUGAACUAGGGGAGUGCCAUUUGCUGAGAAGGAGUGCAAUAAACGUUGAAGAAGACCUUUUCAAAACCUUACCUACUGAAGUCAAGGAAAAACUGUGGCGCUCAGACAAAGAUGCAUCAUGAGUGUGACAGUAGGUCUAUGGUGUGAAAUAAGAUUCAUAAUUACAAAUGGAUCUAUGAACAAGAUUGAAUAUAAACUAGAUUAGUGUUAUUGUUUCUCUGAUGACCUGACAAUUUAUAUGCAAAAGGACACAUUUUUAAUUCUGAAUUUAAGUUUAUGUACUGGAGAAACUGAACAAUAAUGGUCUUCAUAGGCCUUGUAUGUGUGAUAUGUGAUUCGUCCUUUUUAGUUUUCUUUAAUGUAAGGGCCCACACACUGGAUUAUUAUUGUGCCAGUUUAUUUUUCAGCGCAUGUUAGGAACAACUUUGUGAUAAUGUUCAGAAGAUACCAUGAUAUAAGUCAUUAAUUGUUCUGCCAUAAAUUCAUACUCCAACAAGUAGUAAGUCUGCAGUAUUUCUGUAUAUGUAACCACCAACCAAUGGGUGUCAUCUCUGUCUAUGUCAGGUGGAAGAAAUAUAGUUGUUUUCAUGAUAACCCAGUAUAAAGACUCUACCAGGUGUUAACACUGUAAGGUAAAUGUGACCCAUAACUGUGUUUUUUUUUUUGCUUACAAUUGGCUCAAAUAUGUUAUACAAGAGAUAACUCAUAGUCCAUCGGACAGUAUCAGAAAACAAAUCCUGACAACUGCUUGCUUAGUCCUGCUUAGAAAUGAUUUGCUUUUCAGUAGUGACUGGUGGGCUAUAUGUUAUUUAUUAUAUGGCUACUUGGCAAAAGGACAAAAUAAACUUAAACACCCAAUAUGUCUUUUGAAAUUCCAUUGUUUCCAUUCCAUUGUUUUUGCCGAGAGGAAAUAGUUCUUCAGGCAAAUAGAAAAUAACUUUUUAAGCUGUAGGUGCUGCAUACUGUAGCAGCAUACAGUAUUUAUCUUUAACUUUCAUCACAGAUAUAUGAAUCAGAAGCACAAAACCUGUUGCCUAAUUUUUUUUUCAAGCGGUCAUCAUUGGGAAUCAGACCUCUCAAUUGAUUUCAAUGGGACUUCCUCCAGUAUUCUGAAGAGCCAUAUAAUAAGCCAGUUUGAACAGCCAAUCAUGAAGGAGUUUUUAACUGAUUGGGUCUAUGCACAUUUAUUAUUAUAGAGAUUGCAGAAGUCAUUACUACAUGUGCCAUGGCAAGAUGAUGAUUUUUUUUAAUUCAUUGUUUUGCAGAACAGAUGUGUCAUUUAACAGCUUCUGGCAGCUCAGUGUACUCUAAAAUGUUUUUUGGUUGUUGUUUAUUAAUUUAUUUAUUUAUUUAUUUCACAAAGGUUGUAAAUGCAAUGUUUAUUUCUUUUUUGGAAGGUGUAACCAGACAGACUGCAAAAAUGGAAUCAGCUAGAAAACAAUACAAAUAAAAAUUCCAUCAUCUCAUUGUUUGAGUUGGCUGACAACGAACAUUAAUCCUAAAUCUCUGAUUAUGCAAUAAAAGAAUUUCCAACAA